Messenger RNA from Temnothorax curvispinosus, 2195 nucleotides. RefSeq names its product cytochrome b561 domain-containing protein 2-like. The transcript is spliced from 3 exons. Gene Ontology annotation, molecular function: transmembrane monodehydroascorbate reductase activity. Bases 942 to 1628 code for a protein of 228 amino acids. The record is from RefSeq and is a predicted model, not a curated record. NCBI's taxonomy places the organism in Eukaryota, Metazoa, Arthropoda, Insecta, Hymenoptera, Formicidae.
UGGAAUAUUGUUUAAAAAGAAUUUCGCGGAAAACAAUUCUUUUUUUAGUCUAUUUUCUCGUAACCUUAUCGUUGUAAUUUUGAUAUUUACAUAACGUCGGAAUGCAAGGGCACUAUAAAUGCACUUUUACAUUCCGCAAUAAACGGCAGGCCGAGUGACAUUUUUGCGUUGUUACUCAACGUACGUUUCUUAUCAUUGGUUAUCGAGUCAUUAAUGAAACGGAUUGUUACGAGGAUUUGAAUUUUAUCGCUUAACUAGUUCCACGAUCUUUCUUGCUUAAUAGACAGCGAUCGUUUAGCUCACCGUGUAUUUUUGUCUAGGAAACGACUGUUUUGCGCAAGUAUAUACAACUCCUUUCGUUUAAUUUAACGUCGUGCAAAUCGUGUCUAUGUUAUUAUAUUUAUGUUGUAAUACUGUAACGUAUUAUUUUAAAAUUACUUUCUAAGAUACCGGACUCCGAGUUGUAGCGGAUUUGAUAUUUUCCUUUAUUACGUCGGUGAAAUCGUAUUAACGUCGAAGAUAUCGCGUGUCGGAAUGAAUAAGCUUUUACAUGUAUGACUGUGAGAAAAAAGUUUAUUAUUCAUAUUUAUGAAUACAUAAGAUGUUGUUUUCUUCUUUUAUUUAUGCAUUACUUAAUCGAACGAUCGCGUACGUGUUCAAACGCGAAGAUCAAGCUGGUCGGGCAAAGAUGACGAGAGUGGAAGAGAUAUGUUCGAAGAUGCGAGAAGUCGCGCUGCAUUAAAGAUGAAUCACGCAUCGUGGCAUCCAAAGCCUCGUAAUAAUUACGAGGAAUUACGUAAAAAGAUACCGACAACGUCCAUAGAACUUUACGCUUACCCGGCAGUGCUGGGUUGAAUUUUUCCUGGACCUGACUGCAGCAAUUUUCAAAGAGUUUCUCCUCUUCUCACGUGUCAAAGAAAUCUCAUCGCUUGCUUCUCAACAUGAGCAACGAAGCUAACAAAGGACCGCCGAGCGCCAUAACGCUCGGCUUCUCGAUACUGACGCAUUUUCUGCUCGUGGCUCCAAUAAUAUAUAUCCUGGUAGUUGCCUUCCAGAACUACAGUUUCUUCUCUUGGCAUCCGAUUUGCAUGUCUGUUGGGGUCGGUCUCCUAAUCACAGAAGCUGUCUUCAGCGUCUCCGGUGAGGCGUACGUCGCUUGGAAACUACCCAGGCGUAACAGAGUAACGAUACACUGGAUUCUACACACGAUUGGCCUGACCAUAAUUGGGAUCGGUUUGAUCAUCAUCAUCGUUAACAAAGUCAACCACAAUAGACCCCAUUUCGCCACGACUCACUCGCAGCUGGGCCUAACGACGAUCAUACUGUCCGUCUUGACCGCCGCUUUCGGAGUCCUGGCGAACAACACUGUCUGGAUAUAUCCGCGCGUAAGGCCGAUAUUCGUCAAAGUCGCUCACGCUUGCGGCGGCAUCGGCAUUACGAUUCUUUUACUGGCUACCCUCAUCAAUGGAACCUACAACGAUUGGUGGUACAUUAGCGGUACCACCACCGGAAGAGACUUGACCUUCGCGUCAUUGUUCUUCGCAGGUCUCUUGAUACUCGUGAAACCGAUACUCGGCGCCGUUUCGAGGUGCAGAGUAAUAUUCGGACCACCCUCAAGCGACACGUAAUGCCUCGUCAACAGAGUCCGACAAAAGUCUGAAAGAAGGUUUAUCACGUCGAGACGCGGACGACGUGCGAGAGUUGUAGUCCAGAAGUAAGAUGCUUCUAUUCGAUCGAUCGAUGGAAAAUAAAACUGCCUUUGCAAUUAUUAUAUUGAUUAAAUUUUGCUUGAAAAAAAAAAAUAGCGGUCAAAUAUAAUUUUGGCGAGUGACUUAUUCUCGAUGCAACUCUUGUAAAAUAUCCAACGGAGCGGUGAAAAGCCAAAGAUCAUAGAAUUAAUUUCGUUAUUUGAAUGUUACGCCUUAUUGAUCCCAUUAGGGACGUUGUUUGUGCGAAUUGAGGAAGGGAGUGUCUAAUACGUUGGAAAUCAAUCAUGGCGAAAGCCAUAAAAUUAAAGGUCUGACAGCUCCACAGUUAACCAUGUAUACCAACACUUUAUUGAUUACACACGCAUCAUAACAUUUAUUACACAUUACAAAUUCGCACAUAUGCGCCCACAUGCAUAUGUAUAUUUGUAGAUGUGCUCGUAACAUAUAUAUAUUUUUUUAUAUAAUGCAAUGUACAUAUAUAAUAAC